Oryctolagus cuniculus (rabbit) is the source of this 3853-nucleotide messenger RNA. NCBI's taxonomy places the organism in Eukaryota, Metazoa, Chordata, Mammalia, Lagomorpha, Leporidae. The record is from RefSeq and is a predicted model, not a curated record.
CCAGGGUCUCCCACGAUAAGACUGGGGGCUGCUCCAGUUCCUGCAGCUGGGGGGCCCUUCCCCCCUGGCAGACGCCACUGGAUUGGCUGACCCCUGCCAGGGCUCCUGGCACGUCCCCAGCCAGCCCUCCUCCGCCUCCCGGCCUCUGGCCACGGGUGCUGGCGCCUUCCCAACUGCCCACCGCGUCGGUUGAGGGCGGAAUUCUCAGAGGGCAGCUCCCGGGGUCUCCAGGUCCCUCGGGUCCCCCAGCUUCCAGAUGGGCUUUCUUCCCCAGGACGCAACCCGCGACCCCUGGCGGCCGUGACCCGCCGACCUGACCUGCAGGGGCUCUGUCCCUGGGGAGGUGUCUGUCCCCUGCCCCCGGCCCGCGAGUCCCCGCCGCCCUGGUGUCUGGAGCUGAAGGUGCACACAGGACCCCACACCCAGAGGAGGAGUGCAGGGGGCCGUGGAGGGCUCAGCUGUGCGGUAGGACCGGGUGGUGGCGGUGCCCAGCUCCACAGCGCACCAGGAGCUGAGAGAGCCGCAGACAGGGCAGGCGGAGGAGGAGCACCGAGGUGGGCUCCGUGCAAGGUCCUGUCUCCCCAGCGGCCGCCCCGGCCAUGUCGGCCCCGCUCAGCGAGCUCCUCCGCCUGAACUCGAGCCGGGGCACCGCACUGCAGGAGGAGAUGCAGGAGCUGGAGAGGGACCUCCUGGACGUGGGGCUGCAGGCAGAGCCCCGGAGCUGCUGCGCCGCCCUGAGCGAGGAACAGGCCAAGCAGAUCCGGUUGAUGACGGCCUCGGAGCAGAGCCCGGUGCUGGAAGCCAUUUGCCACUGCCUGGAUGAGCACAGCAAGCUCGCUGGGGGAGGGCAGCUGCUCACCUCCGAGGACAGCCCCAUCCAAAACCUCAUGAAGUUUCUGUACCUGGACCCCCAGCGGGCAAAGGAGAAGGUGUUCCUCUUCAGCCUGUACGGCCUGGUGCUCCGGGAGUGCGUGGACACGGCCCUGGUGAAGAGGUACCUGACCCGCCUCCUGGACUUGUCUCACCAGUGCGCCCCCCAGCGGGAGGGCAUCGCGCUGGCCAUGGGCUUGGCGUCCACCUCGCACCUGGAGGUGGUGUGGGCCACGCUGGAGCACCUGGGCCGCACCCGCUUCCUGAGGUCGGCCCUGCGGGACGGCCAGGAGUCGGACCCCGACCUGCGCUGGAAAUGGGUCAGCAGCACCUCCCUGCUGUGCUACGGGCAAAUGGCCAUGCACGCCGAGGAGAAGAUCCUGCCCUGGGUGGACGACAUAGCCUCGCGCAUGGUGUACUACUUCUCCAGCAGCAGCCGCGUGAGCGCCCGGCUCCCUCCCGAUGUCCCCGCGCUGACCCGGGGCGCCCCGGCUCCCUCCUGAUGUCCCCGCGCUGACCCGGGGCGCCCCGGCUCCCUCCCGAUGUCCCUGCGCUGACCCGGGGCGCCCCGGCUCCCUCCCGACGUCCCCGCGCUGACCCGGGGCACCCCGGCUCCCUCCCGAUGUCCCCGCGCUGACCCGGGGCGCCCCGGCUCCCUCCUGAUAUCCCCGUGCUCACCUGGGCACCCUGGCUCCCUCCUGACAUCACCCCACUGACCCGGGGCACCCCGGCUCCCUCCCGAUGUCCCUGCGCUGACCCGGGGCACCCCGGCUCUCUCCUGAUAUCUACACCCAGAUCCGGGGCACCCCGGCUCCCUCCCGAUGUCCCUGCGCUGACCCGGGGCACCCUGGCUCCCUCCCGAUGUCCCUGCGCUGACCCGGGGCACCCUGGCUCCCUCCCGAUGUCCCUGCGCUGACCCGGGGCACCCCGGCUCCCUCCUGAUAUCUACACCCAGAUCCGGGCGCCCUGGCUCCCUCCCAAUGUCCCCGCGCUGACCCGGGGCACCCUGGCUCCCUCCCGAUGUCCCUGCGCUGACCCGGGGCACCCUGGCUCCCUCCCGAUGUCCCUGCGCUGACCCGGGGCACCCUGGCUCCCUCCCGAUGUCCCCGCGCUGACCCCGGGUGCCCCAGUUCCCUCCUGACAUCCCCGUGCUCACCUGGGCACCCUGGCUCCCUCCUGACAUCACCCCACUGACCCGGGGCACCCCGGCUCCCUCCCGACAUCCCCGCACUGACCCCGGGUGCCCCAGUUCCCUCCUGACAUCCCCGUGCUCACCUGGGCACCCCGGCUCCCUCCCUACAUCCCCACGCUGACCCCGGGAGCCCCGGUUCCCUCCUGACAUCACCCCACUGACCCGGGGCACCCUGGCUCCCUCCCGACGUCCCUGCGCUGACCCGGGGCACCCCGGCUCCCUCCUGAUAUCUACACCCAGAUCCGGGCGCCCUGGCUCCUGACAUCCCCAUGCUCACCGGGGCACCCUGGCUCCCUCCUGACAUCACCCCACUGACCCGGGGCACCCCGGCUCCCUCCCGACAUCCCCACACUGACCCCGGGUGCCCCGGUUCCCUCCUGACAUCCCCGUGCUCACCUGGGCACCCUGGCUCCCUCCCGACAUCCCCACGCUGACCCGGGGCACCCCGGCUCCCUCCCGAUGUCCCCGCGCUGACCCGGGGCGCCCUGGCUCCCUCCUGACGUCCCUGCGCUGACCCGGGGCACCCUGGCUCCCUCCCGACGUCCCUGCGCUGACCCGGGGCACCCUGGCUCCCUCCUGACAUCACCCCACUGACCCGGGGCACCCCGGCUCCCUCCCGACAUCCCCGCACUGACCCCGGGUGCCCCGGUUCCCUCCUGACAUCCCCGUGCUCACCUGGGCACCCCAGCUCCCUCCCUACAUCCCCACGCUGAUGCCGGGAGCCCCGGUUCCCUCCUGACAUCACCCCACUGACCCGGGGCACCCCGGCUCCCUCCCUACAUCCCCGCGCUGAACCAGGGCCCAGGUCACCCAUGCAGAACCGGCCUGGCAUGGCCAGGGCAGCGAGGCCAGCUGAGGGUGGGGCACUCUCCCUGCUCCCGAAUCAGGAAGGCUCUGGGAGCAGAUCCACAGGGACUGCUGGCCGCUAGCACUGGGCGUGCAUGCAUGUGUGUGUGUGUGCACAAGUGUGAGUGUGUGGGGCACGUGUACCUGUGUGCACAUAUGGGUGGAGGGUGAGUGCACACACUUGUGCAUGUGUGUGUUUGCACGAGUGUGGGUUUGUGGUGUGUGCAUGCCUUGUGCACAUGUGUGUGGAGGGUGUGUGUAUGUGUGUGUGUGCAUGAGUGUGAGUGUGAUGUGUGUGCAUGAGUGUGAGUGUGUGGUGUGUACAUCUGUGUGAUUGCACGACUGUGAUUGUGUGAUGUGUGUGCAUGAGUGUGAGUGUGUGGUGUGUACAUUUGCAUGUGUGCACAACUGUGAGUGUGUGGUGUGUGCACAUGUGUGUGGAGGGUGUGUGCACGUGUGUGUGCAUGACUGAGUGUGUGGUGUGUACAUCUGCGUGUGUGCACGACUGAGUGUGUGGUGUGUGUGCCUGUGUGCUCGUGUGUGUGAAGGGUGUGUGCACGUGUGUGUGCACGACUGAGUGUGUGGUGUGUACAUCUGUGUGUGUGCACGACUGAGUGUGGUGUGUGCAUGCCUGUGUGCUCACGUGUGGGGAGGGUGUGUGCACGACUGAGUGUGUGGUGUGUACAUCUGUGUGUGUGCACGACUGUGAGUGUGGUGUGUGUGCCUGUGUGCUCGUGUGUGUGAAGGGUGUGUGCACGUGUGUGUGCACGACUGAGUGUGUGGUGUGCACAUCUGUGUGUGUGCACGACUGUGAGUGUGGUGUGUGCAUGCCUGUGUGCUCAUGUGUGUGGAGGGUGUGUGCACGACUGAGUGUGUGGUGUGUACAUCUGCGUGUGUGCACGACUGAGUGUGUGGUGUGUGUGCCUGUGUGCUCGUGUGUGUGAA